Ichthyophthirius multifiliis is the source of this 665-nucleotide messenger RNA. RefSeq lists its product as hypothetical. Gene Ontology annotation, biological process: translation; negative regulation of translation. Lineage: Eukaryota; Ciliophora; Oligohymenophorea; Hymenostomatida. Gene Ontology annotation, molecular function: structural constituent of ribosome; mRNA binding. Gene Ontology annotation, cellular component: ribosome; cytosolic large ribosomal subunit. The transcript is spliced from 2 exons. The record is from RefSeq and is a predicted model, not a curated record.
AUGUUCGAUAAACUCGUAGUAAUAGACGCCUAAGGCCAUUUAUAAGGUAGAUUAGCAUCAUAUGUAGCUAAAGAACUUUUAUCUGGCCAAAGAAUAGUAGUAGUUAGAGCAGAAGGAAUUAACAUUUCCGGUUCCUUAUUCAGAAACAGAGUUAAAUUCAGUGAAUUUUUAAAUAAAUGGAUGAACCAUAACCCUAGAAGAGGUUUCUAGCAUUUCAGAGCUCCUUCAAAGAUAUUUUGGAGAUGUAUAAGAGGCAUGCUUCCUCAUUUAACACCCAGAGGAGCUGCUGCUUUAUAAAAACUAAAAAUUUUUGAAGGAGUACCUGCUCCUUAUGAUAGAAUAAAGAAACAAGUAGUAGUUGAUGCAUUAAAAGUUUAAAGAUUGAAAAAUCAUAGACCAUAUUGCACAUUAGGUGAUUUAUGUAACUCUGUCGGAUGGAGCAAAUAAACCCUUGUUGAUUAACUCGAAACUAAAAGAAAAACAAGAGCUACUACUUAUUUCUAAAAAAAAUUAUAAUAACACAAUAAUAGAGCUAAAGAAUUAUAAUUACCAUAAGUUAAAGUUAUUAAAGCUUAGCUUGCAUAAUAUGGAUAUUGAUUUUAAUUCUUUUAUUUUUUUUCUUAUAUUUAUAUUUGUUUAUUUUUUUAGUCUUUUGUAAUUUUUUU